AUGGACUUCAAUUUCGACCGCUUCCAACCCUGUGAAGACCACUUCUACGGUAUCAUGCUCAGCAAUGGAUCCUAUCCUAUCGGCUGUGUUAUUUUGCUAGUUACCUUUGGCACGCCCAACAACUACCGUAUGGAGCACCUCACCUUCGUGGUGGCCAACUUCAAAACUUCCUACCAUGCCAUCUUUAGCAGACCCAUGCUCGCAAGGUUCAUGGCGAUUCCACAUCACACCUACCUUGUCCUCAAGAUGCCAGCUCCAAACGGUGUCCUUUCCAGCUACGGUGAUGUUGAGACAUCAUACAAGUGUGACAUGGAGGCGGUACAGCUCGCUGAAGCCGUGGAGUACUCGGCCAAAGCCACCGCCAUGCUUGCCGAGGCCCAGAAGGUGGACUAG
Setaria italica (foxtail millet) is the source of this 393-nucleotide messenger RNA. RefSeq lists its product as uncharacterized. The record is from RefSeq and is a predicted model, not a curated record. The coding region runs from base 1 to 393 and encodes 130 amino acids. NCBI's taxonomy places the organism in Eukaryota, Viridiplantae, Streptophyta, Magnoliopsida, Poales, Poaceae. The transcript has a single exon.